This is a messenger RNA of Maylandia zebra (zebra mbuna), 600 nucleotides long. Lineage: Eukaryota; Metazoa; Chordata; Actinopteri; Cichliformes; Cichlidae. The record is from RefSeq and is a predicted model, not a curated record.
AUGACUGGAUCCACAUGUAACAUCCACACAUCAAAGUCAGAUACUGGAGUGUACUGGUGUGAGUCUGGAUCAGGAGAGUUCAGCAGUGCAGUCAACAUCACUGUACAGAAUGAUGGUAAUGGUCCUAUCCUGGUGAGUCCUGUUCAUCCUGUGACUGAGGGAGCUUCUGUUAGUCUGAGCUGCAGUUUGAGAACACAAAAAAUACUUUCCAAUGUGUUUUUCUAUCACAAUGACAAACUUAUUGAAAAUGAUCCCCGAGGGGAGCUGAAGAUCUCUGCAGUGUCAAAGUCUGAUGAAGGUUUCUACAAGUGUCAGUACUCAGGAAGAGAGUCAGCACAGAGCUGGAUGUCAGUUAAAGGAGCUGACAGCUCUUCGUCUCCUGUGUGGUUGAUUGUUGGACUGGUUUGUGGAGUCUCUCUCAUUAUUAUUCUCCUGCUCUUGUUGUAUCGCUGCAGAAGAACCAACAGUGCUGCUAAACAGACGCUCAAUCAGGAUGGUCAGCAGCAACCGUCCUCUCUUCUUCAUGCUCCAUCUCCGCCUUACCCAUGUUACUCAGGCUCCAUCCAAGCCUCCAUCUUCAUCUCCGCCACCAGCAUCUAG